ACAAACUACAUAGACUUAUAUGAUGUUCCGUUCAUUAAUCAUUACAUGUCGCAAAAUGAAAUUUAUUCAACAAUAUUUUCAAAUAUUUCCAUGAAUUCCAUUGUACGAAUUAAACAGCUCGCCGAGGAUCUUAUUUUAUAAGAAAAUACAUUGACUAGUAAUCGAAAUGAUGGUAAGAUUGUGUAGUAGACGAGUCUAUUAUAGAGUUAGGAAUUUCCAAUUAAAACUACUUCAAUUCUUUAUUUGUUUCAUGUGUGGAUUUUUCAUAUUACAACUGAAAGGUUUACAGUACUCGCUAUAUUUUGAAAAACGGAGAUCAUUUUGGAAUAAUACUGACAAAAUCUUAUCUGAUAUUCAAGAAACGGGAAGAUCUAACAUCAUGCCAUUGAACUCAUUUUUACUGGAUAAAGUAUUUAGGAAAGAUCCGAUGGAAGUGUUUGAAGCAUUUGAAUCCAUUCAAUUAUUGUUUGUUGUGAAAUCCCACAUACUUAAUUUUGGUAAACGAGAAGCUAUUCGUCAGACGUGGGGACAUGUGAAAAACCUUCGAAUAAAAACUGUCUUUGUCGUUGGUCAAUCACAUAAUAUGGACAAUUUUCUCGAUUGGGAAUCAAAACGGUACAAGGAUGUGAUUCAACUAAACAUAGAAGAUAAAUAUGAAAAUUUAGUUUAUAAAACUGUGUAUGCAUUUCUUUCCUUAUCGAAGCUUAAUAUCAGAACCGAAUAUGUACACUGUGUAGAUGAUGAUCGCUUAGUAAACGCAAUAAAUGUGUAUGAUAUAGCCAAACAAAACAUUGCCCAAUCAGAUACGGUAAUGUUGGGUUUUAUGGUAAACUUAUCCCGACCAGACAGAUCUAUGACUUCAAAAAAUUAUAUUUCGUUAGAGGAUUAUCCUUUCCUAUACUUCCCAUCUUAUAUUAUAGGAGGAACCAUAUUAACAAAUAUGAAAACGAUACACAUGCUUUCAAUAGGAAUACGACAUGUACGGUUAAUCCAAAUAGAAGAUGUUUACAUUGGGAUGGUGGCAACAGCUUUCCAGAUAGAAAUGCGCCACCAUACAGGGUUUUUUCCAUAUAAAAAACCCAUUGAAAUGUUUAGCGGUAUUUUAUCAUCCCCUGGGUAUGAUCUCGCAUAUGCAUUAUUAAGAGACUGGGAACUUAUUCAUCAAUAUGAAAAUAUCGAAGCUAGACGUUAACUCUUACAACCUUCCAAUUUAACCAUCCUUUUCAUGUUAUUAAAUAUCUGUGAGAAAAAAGCUAUGUUCGCAUUCCAUUGAAAAAAAAAAGUAAAAGUAAAAUCCGUCACCUUGUUGAUAUUUUUGCUAUAGAUACUCAAGAUUCUAUAAUAAUUUUCUACAAUUUACAACAAAAGAAAUAAUUGUUUGUCUCCUAUUGUUAAUUGUACUUAAUUCAAAUGUGAUGUUCUUUUGGUUACUUCUAACGGUGAGUUUUUAUCGCCAUUUCGUUGAGACUCUUACAUUUUCAUAGUUUUCAAAGACUGAAUAAAAAAUAAUUAAAUAUCAAUUCUAUCCAAUUUUCAUAAACUCUGCAAAAAUACUACCAGCUUAAAAUACAUGUACUCUGCUCUAUCACCGAGGUAAACAUUGUACAACAUGCAUUCAAUUAAAUGCAAAAAUUCAUUUUCAUUAUAUAAUUAUAUACAUGCACAAUUCCUAUAGUGCUACACUAGGGUAACUAGUAUAGCAUUACAUGCAUUACACCUGGUACAUAUCCUUAUAUCACGCUGAAAAGAUUGUUAUAGAAUAACACUGUUUGAUUUAGAAAAGAUGGAAGUAUAAUGAUGAUUCAAAUUGACUAUUGAAAGUCGAAAGUAACUUAUUUUUACAUGCAGUACAUUUAUUGCGAUACUUUGCAUUUUUUUUGCGGCAAAAGAUAACCAUGAAAAUAAGUCAGUUUAUUUUCUUAUCAAUUAAAUACCCUUUAGCAUUUGCAAUAAUUAGCAAAAUGGCUGAUACAGAGUUACGCUUUUCAUAAUUUAUAGCACAACAGUGUAAUAGCGUUAAACUUUCACAGGACCUUCUUUGUUCCAAUCGAUUUUUUGCUAAUUGUAUUCGUAUAUAAAUUAUAAAGAAAAAUCUGUAGACUAUCAAAAACAAAAUCUUGAUAAUGUAAAUACCCGCCGAUGUUCACGAUUUUCCCCAUUUUUUGUUUUAUUUACUGGUGUAUAUUUAUUUAGCAUAAUUCAUAUGUAAAAUUAAAAUAAAAUUUGUGUUCGCUGUUUUUUACAACUUCGCUUUUACUUUCGCGAAUUACUGGUAUGCUCAAUCAUUUUAACAAAUUCAAUUACUAGUAAUUAAUUUGAGUACUAGUAAUUGAUUUUCCUUUCUUGUAAUUUAAAAUAUUUUUGAACUGUGGAGGCAUUAAUGCUGCUCGGGGUAGGGGGUUAUGAUACUGCUGGUCCAGGAUUGCAUAUUGUAUUGCUGCUGUUGCAAAAUAUGUCUACUCAGUCAUGUUGUUGAUUGCAUUAUUCUUUGAUUUGAUGUUCAUUUUUGGUUUGGAUCAGCAUGGACCAUACCCUUUUCAAUAGGAAGCAGCCAAGAGCAACUCAAAAAAUGAUAGCAGCAGCCUGAAGCAGUUCAAGAAAAAAAUAUUUGGCGCAUUCCUGUGCAUUUCGAAAAAAUAACAAAAAAUGGAGCAGGUUGAAAUUGGCUAGAAAACAGAAAAAUUCGGAUUAACGUGGAUUUUACAUAGACAACCCGUCAGAGAUACAGUUAAAAGAAAAUCAAAUAAUGUUUUCACAGAAAGUAGCAUUUCCAAUGAAUGGUUAUACGAUACUGAACUUGAAAAAUAAAAAUGAAAACAAAAAAAGAAUAUAAGAUCGACUGAGAGAUUUGAACAUAAAGACGUUUUUGCUUACUUAGAAAAGAUGGCAAAAGAAAUUGGGAAUCAUCAUACCUUUUAACACGUAUAUUGUUUGGGCAGCUAAGAGCUUUGGUGAUCACACCUUGGUGGAACAGCCGUAGCAGUAAAAACGAGCAUCGAGCAGCAGCAGCAAUAUGCCAUCAAAGAGGACACAGAAAAACUUCACGUUCGAGCCGUAGCAGCAGCAAAAAACCGGGGCAAAACUGCUCAAGAGAAUACACCUUUUUAUUACUGCAACUGAUAUAUAUAUUAUUAAGAACAGUAAUUACAAAAAUAAAAAGCCAAGAUCUCACGACAAAGGAAAUGAUAGAAUAGCAAAAACAGUCUUAUCAUCAUCAAAACCGGGACAUUGUGACCUAUCGUAGAAAGAUACACAAACUGGUCAUACAAAUUCUGAAAUAUCUACAAUUUUUGUAAUAGCAUGUGAACAUUUAAAAUUGAGGUGAGAAAGCAUUCAAAUUUGGUACACAUUUUGAAAGUUGAAAAGUGAUCGAAAGAUGAACUUUCUGCAUAUUUGUAUCACACAAAUGGUGUGCAAGUUACUUGCAUAUGGCAAAACAUUUGUCAAAAUACAAACUAUCUGCACAUAGUUGGCCUACGAUUGGUAAUUACAUUGACCUAUGUUUAGUGAAAAAUUAGAUAUGGUCAAAUCAUCAUGCAAUCGAAAAUCAAACCUACCAUGACUUUACAUAUUAUGAGGCCAAAUGGUUAUCAACGAUGAAUAUUUAUUGCAACAAAGAUGAACAACAAACAAAUAUUACCGUGUUGGGUUUAAGUUUAAUUCAAAUACAUGUAUACGUUAUUUUAAUGUGAUUAUGCCUUACGGUUAGACUAGGAACAUUAACCAAUUUGCGAUCGCCUUAGAUGACUUAUCGAUCUAGUGCAAUCUUUAUCAUUUGUGGAUCAGGAACUACUGAUCCUUCAUAAACACUUGAGUUUAUAUCGGUUUUGGUGGGAUUGGGAUUGCACCAUCCUGUUUCUGUAUAGUAAAUUUUGGACGUUUUUCUGUUGGCAAUAGUGUUUCUGUUUUCUUUACCUUACAGUAUUUGUUUCCGAUUUGGUUUCUCGUUGUUUUCCUUUUUUUACGUCACAUAAACUGAAGUCAGAGUUUACCUGUCUUUAGCAGAUAAUCUCUCAGUAGAUAACAACACUGUGCAGUGAAAUCUUAAAAGGAGUAAAGCCAGUAACCCCAAUAAACUGUCCUGUAUAGGUGUAUAUUUUCAACUACAAUUGUUUUAGUAUAUUUAAUUUGUAUGUUUUGCUAAGUGUAUUAUUUUUGAAAGUAUAAUACACUAAAUCAUAUAUCUGCUUGAUAUAUCAUAAAUAUAUUAGCCUGAAAUAGGAAAUAAUUUCAAUUUAUUCCAUUUUUCAAGAACAUUGUCAGCUUUUCUACCUUAUUUAAUAAUGUCAUAUGUGGAGCCACACCUUGCUCAUUAAAAUUCUGGUUGAAAAGUAAAGAAUAUGGUAUAUAAAAAAAAUAUUUCACCAAAAACAUUUUUUGGCGAGGGGUGUCACUGUUUAUUUGUCAGAAAACUGUCAUUCCUUUUGCCAAAUGAUGCCAAAAUCAGGUUUAACAAAAUUCACCCACACGAAUGACGUCACAAGUACAUAACUUAUGAUGUAAUUGGUUAAAACCUUCUUCAACUAUAAUAUUGAGAUAUUUUAUAAAACGUUUUCAUCAAAUUUUUACAUAACCACAGUUAAUAUUUUUUCAUGAUAUUCAGGGCCAAAAUUAUCAGUUAAUGAAUCAACGCAUUUUUGAAUAUCAUAAUAUACCAUAAUAUGACUUUUUGUAAACUUCUCAAUCCAUAUUAAGAAUUCAGUUUGCUAUAAAAACCCAAGGGUAUGGAUAAAAUAUUUUUAAGAAUGUUAAACGAAAACAUUUAUCCAAUCAACGUAAUGGGAAAAGGUAAUAUGUCUGCCUACAAUCUUAUGUCUAAACAAGAAUGUUCAGUAAACAGAAAAUUGGAAUCUAUUUCUUUCCAAUUAAACAAUUAUAUUUUACAAUAAGGUUAAUCGGUGGACUGAAAAUAAUUUUAGCCAUUGUAGAUCUCAUGUUUUUACUUCUAUUAGCAAACUUAAAUAGAAGAGCAAUUCAUUUGCAUUACUUUUCGUUUAUAGGAAACAGGUAUAUCAUGAAUAUUGACAUGUUGAUUCGUUAAUAAAUAAAUAUAGAUAAUGAU
Molecule: messenger RNA, 5062 nt
Organism: Mytilus californianus (California mussel)
Lineage: Eukaryota; Metazoa; Mollusca; Bivalvia; Mytilida; Mytilidae
Product: beta-1,3-galactosyltransferase brn-like
Exons: 3
Coding region: 167-1192 (341 amino acids)
Cellular component (GO): membrane
Molecular function (GO): hexosyltransferase activity
Source: RefSeq, a predicted model, not a curated record